Molecule: messenger RNA, 3117 nt
Organism: Plectropomus leopardus (leopard coralgrouper)
Lineage: Eukaryota; Metazoa; Chordata; Actinopteri; Perciformes; Serranidae
Gene: sh3bgrl3
Product: SH3 domain binding glutamate-rich protein like 3
Cellular component (GO): cytoplasm
Source: RefSeq, a predicted model, not a curated record
ACGCCAGCGGGAGAAAGCUACUCGCAAGCAGAUACACAAAGGGAGUGGAAGGACCUGCAGCAAUGGGAAUCAAACUGUACUACACCACCGUUACGGCCUCACGGACGGUGAAGUCUCAACAGGCAGAAGUGAUGCGAAUCCUUGAAAGCAAAAAAAUCCAGUACGAGCUCAUCGACAUCUCUGUGGGCGGGGAGCUUCGUAACGAAAUGAAGAACAAAAUUGGGAAUCCCACGGCAGUCCCUCCCCAGCUUUUCAAUGAAGACCAGUACUGUGGGGAUUAUGAAAUGUUUGCCGAGGCGGUGGAAGCAGACACAGUGGACCAAUUUCUGAAGCUGGCGUGAGAAAUGCGGAGUAUACUUCUCCAUCUUAACCCUGUUCCCCCAACCACCCACCCACCUUGUGCCCUGAUGGAGGCCCUUUAUUCAGUCUCUCUCUCUUUCUCUUUCUCUGCACCACAGGCAGUAUCCACUCACUUUCAAUGCCAUAAUGAAGAAUGCCAAAUAUCCUGUAUCUAACCAAUCAGAAGACACACAUUCCCCCUACUGCACCAUUACACUCAGUCUUAAUCUGUUUUACUCCCUUUUUGUCUCUCUUCUUUCCUUUUGAUUUCUUCCAGACGUGUUCCCUGUCUGACACGCUCGUGUUAAUAAGUGCUCCUACUCCGCUAGGAAUCAAUGAGGUGUCUAAAUGUGCGGCAAUUAGGUCGACUAAUCUUGGCCGCGGCCACAUGAUCGCUGGAGAUUAAACUAAUCCACUGGAUGACAGCAUUCAACCCAGAAUCUUCCUGAUCCUCUGCAGACCAAACAAACCAUCAUCACUCAGUCUUAAGUACUCUGUCGUCUUUUUUUGUAGCCUUCAAGUUCCCAUGUUGUACAUGGCUGUACACUUUUUGUACUUCACAUGGAUGCAAAUGCACAUGGAAGUAGCAAGGGCUGUAUGGUCCUUAAACCCAAUUAAUUAGGAGUUAUACAUGCCUUUUUGGCAUGGGCAACUUUUUGGUAAUUUUGGUCCAUUGGUCACCGUAUGAACAUAUAAAAAGAGGCUUGGUUCUGAGGUGGGAUCCCACUGUUUGGAGGGGCGAUAAUGCCACCAGAACUCAAAAAGUAAAUAUUAAAGGAGAACUUCACCCUGGAAAUAAUUAUUUGUAUAUCAAAAACUCGCCCUGUAUUAUGCUGAAUUCGGGAAGAAAACGUUGUUUUUUUCUUGAAUGUCUCCAUGGUGAACAUGGAGACAUUCAACAAACUUAAACUUCAGCAAACAACAAACUUAAAAAAUUCUUAAUGAACUGAAGUCAUAGGGGUCCAUGAUUAAAUAACAGCAAAACUAUAUAAAAACAUCUGUUUACAAACUCACACAACUCCUGCAAUAUAAUCCAAGUCUUAUCUAGAUGAUACUAAGGACUUCCGAAAAACGCAAAAAAAAAAAAUAUAUAUAUAUAUAUAUUUUUAGUCUGUGGACUGUAAUUUGUGUAAUUUAUUUGAUUUUUUUCUUUUUGCAUUGCAGUCAUCUAAUGCAUCUUCUUUUUUAUUUAUACUACCUUGUAAUACUACCUAAGAAUUAAGUCAGAAGUUGUAAAAUCGCACACACUGUGGCUUUAAGUAAUUAAUGGCGGCCAGUCAUAUUUGUCUUAACUUCAAAAAGCUAGUGUCUGGGCUGCCUUAAAUUAAUUUUGACUUAAUAAAAUUUGACUUUUUAAAUUCAGUCAUAUUAAAUUGACUGAAUUUGAAAAGAAACGUUCAAUCGUUACAAAAUUACCUAAACUUGUCUCUCAAAUUCAGUCAACUUAGAAUUUUGAGCCUGGACACCAGCUUUUUUUUGUAACGUUAAAACAAUUGGGGUUUUUUGUUUUUGCUUGUUAUUAAUUAAUUUUUACAGUGUACUAUAUAUAGUGCACAUGGUGGGUGUUUAAUAGGCUGAUUCUAGUAAUUUAUGGAUUGACAUUUUACAACAUGGGACAACAAAAAAAGGAUUUCCCCACCAAAAUAUUAUUCAGUGUGGAAACAUAUCUUCAUGCGAGGAAAUGAAAUUUAUUGGAGACAUAAUUCAACAGAUAAAAUAACAGCAAAAUAAACAAAAUAUGUGAAAAAUGUAUAAAUUUACAGGCCACGCCCCUGUUGGUUUUCAAGUUUCAUUCGGGAACCAAUGGUCACCAAUGGGUCAAACUUCUCAAAAAGGUUGUAAAUCAGAGGUGGAAGUUUCAGUAGUUAGCUGCUUAACGUCAGCGCCCAGUGGAGCAGGACGAACACAUUUCUUCAUUUCACAUUUGGUGCCAAUAUAUAUCUGUAAUGCGCUUUGCAGGUGGAUUUUCACUAGUAUUAGCACUUACCUGCCAUCUUCUGUUUCUCCAUUAUCUGUAUAAUUUGGAAGCUUCGAUCCCAGCACCGAUCGAUGCUCUGGAUUGUUAACUUUCAGAGCAAAAAGAUGGCAGACGUUUAGAAGCGAGCAUUUCGUACUGAUUGUGAAAGAUUCGACUGAAAUCUUUGAGCUUUCCAUUCCUUUUUUUGUUCAUUUUAUGUUACAGUUUUACUGACUGACCCGGGCAUGAAGAUGCAGUAAUGUGACUAUGCACUGAAACCUGCCUCAUUCUGAACACAGACAUAAAGGUCAAAGCUGGCGUGUUUUAAAUCUUACCAGCCUGAGGGAACACGCACCACAUGGGAAAAACGAAGGCUUUACUUAUUUGCGCUUUUACAUAUGUGCAUUCAUUCAGUUGACCAAAAUAUAAUGUUCAUGUUUUGCUUGUCUUUUUAAAAAAAAUGAAGAACAACAUGGUUUCCCCUCUCUUACUUGUAACAUGGCUCACACCCCUCAGCUUUCAGCAUUGUGUUGUUACAGUUUGGGAUCUGUAGUAAUGACAGCCUUCUCACACAAACACACACAAUGUUUGUGCACUGUUUUGUAAGUCAAUGGUUGUAGAUGUUUGCCUGCUAUUGAUGUAUAUUCACUAUGAAUCAUGUUUUAGACAUUCCAUGUCUCUAUCUGAGCUCCUGCUUUGCUUUUGGACCAAUUCCCCUUGGCCAAAAAAAGAGAAGAAAAUAGGGAAUAAAAUGCUGUUGUCUUCCAAGAAGAUUGUGAAAAAUGAUUUAUGGGUAAGAAAAUAAAAUGAAGUUGACUCUA